AUGAGUAAAGAAAAGAGAGGAAAAAAGUGUUUCAAAUUUAAGGAGGUUUUUGAUCGUUUUCAAUGCAUACAAAAGAAGAAUAAGAAUAUAGAUAUUAUACAUGUUCGUGUACCUUCUAAGGUUAUCCAUCACAGAGAGGGACUGUGUGGAUUGUCGCGCUUUGUAGCCAAGCAUUUGAAAAGGUGUUUUCGAAAUCCUGUAUUUUUCAUUAUGGUUUUUGCCAAGAAUUUAGUUUUUGAUGCUUUGUUUAAACAAGAAACAAAAGAACUAUCUUGUAUCCUUUUAACUUACCGUGCCAACAAUUUUACCACGGUAUUCGUAAAAGUCACAUCUAAAGAAUGCAAGAAAUAA
Molecule: messenger RNA, 351 nt
Organism: Phycomyces blakesleeanus NRRL 1555(-)
Lineage: Eukaryota; Fungi; Mucoromycota; Mucoromycetes; Mucorales; Phycomycetaceae
Exons: 2
Coding region: 1-351 (116 amino acids)
Source: RefSeq, a predicted model, not a curated record